AUGGAGCCCGGCCCCGACGGCCCCGCCGCCCCCGGCCCCGCCGCCAUCCGCGAGGGCUGGUUCCGCGAGACGUGCAGCCUGUGGCCGGGCCAGGCCCUGUCCCUGCAGGUGGAGCAGCUGCUCCACCACCGGCGCUCGCGGUACCAGGAUAUCCUGGUCUUCCGCAGCAAGAGCUACGGCAACGUGCUGGUGCUGGACGGGGUCAUCCAGUGCACCGAGCGGGACGAGUUCUCCUACCAGGAGAUGAUAGCCAACCUGCCGCUCUGCAGCCACCCCAACCCGCGCAAGGUGCUGAUCAUCGGAGGCGGGGACGGCGGUGUCCUGCGGGAGGUGGUGAAGCAUUCCUCCGUGGAGUCCGUGGUCCAGUGCGAGAUUGACGAGGAUGUCAUCCAAGUCUCAAAGAAGUUCCUGCCCAGUAUGGCCAUUGGCUACUCCAGCCCAAAGCUGACCCUGCACGUGGGCGACGGCUUUGAGUUCAUGAAACAGAACCAGGACGCCUUCGACGUUAUCAUCACCGACUCCUCGGACCCCAUGGGCCCCGCCGAGAGCCUCUUCAAGGAGUCCUACUACCAGCUCAUGAAGACGGCCCUGAAGGAGGACGGGAUCCUCUGCUGCCAGGGCGAGUGCCAGUGGCUGCACCUGGACCUCAUCAAGGACAUGCAGCACUUCUGCCGGUCGCUCUUCCCCGUGGUGCGCUACGCCUACUGCACCAUCCCCACCUACCCCAGCGGCCAGAUCGGCUUCAUGCUGUGCAGCAAGAACCCGAGCACCAACUUCCAGGAGCCCGUGCAGCUGCUGACGCAGAAGCAGGUGGAGCAGAUGCAGCUGAGAUACUACAACUCCGACGUGCACCGGGCGGCCUUCGUCCUGCCCGAGUUUGCCCGCAAGGCCCUGAACGAUGUGAGCUGA
Messenger RNA from Pipistrellus nathusii (Nathusius's pipistrelle), 909 nucleotides. NCBI's taxonomy places the organism in Eukaryota, Metazoa, Chordata, Mammalia, Chiroptera, Vespertilionidae. The record is from the annotation of a GenBank genome assembly.